AUGUCGAUACCCAUCACCAUUAUGUUAGUUGAUACAAUCAGCCAGUCGGUGACACUUGUAUCCCUUGUCGCAUUCUUCAUUUUCUACCUGCUAUACCUCACUGUAUACCGAUUGAUUUUGAGUCCAAUAGCACAUUUUCCAGGGCCGAAGCUUGCGGCACUGACAUACUGGUAUGAGUUCUGGUACGACGUCAUUGCUGAGCCCGAGUAUACCUUCAAGAUUGGUCGAUUGCACAAGAGAUAUGGGCCUAUCAUCCGCAUUAACCCAGAUGAAAUCCACAUCGCAGACCCGGAUUUCUACGAUACCAUCUACGCCGGCAGUGGACGAAAACGUGAUAAGUGGGAUUGGAUUACCCGGUCAUUUGGCGUCGACGAGAGCCUGAUUGGCACUCUCGGACAUGACGAACAUCGUGUGCGUAGAGCUGCAUUAUCGCCAUAUUUCUCUAAGCAGAGCGUGCGAGCCCUUCAGCCACUUAUUGACCGGAAUAUGGGCAUUCUACUUGGGCGUUUCCAUGAGUUUGCCCUGUCUGGGGCUACGAUGAGGCUAGACGAUGCCUUUGCAGCCUUGGCUAACGAUAUUGUCGAAUACUACGCGUUUGGAAGGAGUGAGAACCGUCUCCAGGCCCCUGACUUCGACCCAUCAUUUAGGGACGCAAUGCUACAGGGUGGCAAAUCCGGCCAUGUACUGAAACACUUCCCGUGGCUGAUGGAUAUGCUACGUAAACUGCCAGAUUCUCUUCUACUCAAGUUAAGUCCUGCAAUGGGUGCCUACUCGCAGCUGCAGGGCAACAUCAAGCGGCAGGUCGCCGAAAUCCAACACGCGCAUCAGACGCACGCAUACGAGAAGACGCAGCGUACCAUCUUUCACGAAAUACUCAACAGCAAGCUUUCAGACUACGAUAAGUCGAACGAUCGCCUCUGGCAGGAGGGCGAAGUUGUCGUGGCCGCGGGGACUAUUACAACAGCCUGGGCGCUAGGUGUAUCGACGUACUUCGCUCUCGCCACGCCCGCCAUCCUAUCGCAGCUCAAAGCCGAGCUGGAAACCGCAAUUCCGGACCCUUCACAGCCACUCAGCCUGGCUGCGCUUGAACGGCUGCCCUUCCUGACAGGUGUGGUCCAGGAAGGCGUGCGCCUCAGUCACGCCAUCUCUCACCGACUGCACCGCAUCUGCCCAGACGAGACACUCGUAUACCGCUCCGGUGGGGUUGAGUGGCGUAUCCCACCCGGUACCCCCCUCAGCAUGACCAGUAACCUUGUCCACCAUGACGAGCGUGUCUUUUCAGAUUCGCAUGUCUUCAAGCCCGAGCGCUGGGUCGACAACCCACGCCUCGAUCACUACUUGGUCUCCUUUGGUAAGGGUGGCAGGGCGUGCCUCGGUAUCAACUUGGCGUAUGCAGAGCUUUACCUCACCCUGGCGUCGCUAUUCAGGGUUUACGGCACAGUGGAAGUUCGGGGUAAGGAUGAUGUCGGUAUGCUUGAGCUGUUUGAGACAUCUGCUACGGAUUUAGUGAUUACAAGCGAUACUGCCGUCCCUGUGAUGCCUGAAGACUCUAAGGGCUUGCGCGUAAAAGUGCAUCGGCUAGUUGAAUAA
Molecule: messenger RNA, 1590 nt
Organism: Xylaria bambusicola
Lineage: Eukaryota; Fungi; Ascomycota; Sordariomycetes; Xylariales; Xylariaceae
Product: cytochrome P450
Exons: 3
Coding region: 1-1590 (529 amino acids)
Molecular function (GO): monooxygenase activity; iron ion binding; oxidoreductase activity, acting on paired donors, with incorporation or reduction of molecular oxygen
Source: RefSeq, a predicted model, not a curated record